AACAAUACGUGUUAAACUUCAAUUGUUUAAAAAAACCAAUAUGUCUUGACAUUGAUUCGCAGUAUCGUGUAAUAUUUAUGUAAAGUAAUAUGGAGUAAAUAGGAGUUAACAUAGUGUUAUAUGAAAUUGUACAGUUUUUAAUACUUACCAGUGAGAUAUUUUAUUUUUGCAAUGGGUCAGCAUGUAACACUGAGACACAUAUGUCAGACAUUCAUGAUAUUUAUGGCUUGGGUUACAAAGGGGCUUUACCUUGAAGUUUCUGGUCCAGCUAUGAUAGAUCUGAAGCUAAUAUACAACACCAAUUACGAGUCAAUUACAAGGUCUGUUGCUGGCCGAGGGGCCGGUGGUUUCCUGGGGGCUCUGAUCGGGGCUCUCAUUGUGGAUAAGUUUGAGAGGCAGUUGGAUCUGUGUAUUGCUAUAGGCACCACCAUUGCUGGGAUUUGUAUAGCCCUGAUCCCACAUGUACCCACGACAGGUCACGUGUGGAUGCUGUAUUUCAUGAUAGGCUGCGUUAGUAAUGCUGUAAAUAUGGGUGGAACACGUAUUGCUCUUGAAAUAUGGAAAGAAAGAAGCUCCAUCGUUCUGCAGUUGUUACAUAUGGGGUUUGGAGUUGGUGCUCUCACGGAUCCCCUUAUCUGUUCUCCGUUCCUUGCAGUCAUUGAAAACGUACAAAAAGAUGACAUGAACCCGAAUCCUCAUUAUCACGUGAUCAAAGAGUCACGUGCUCAUUUAGCGUUCCUCAUAAUAGGGAUAUUUACGUGUUGUGUUGCAAUUCCAUUCUUCUUGUUUCAGUUGACAGCUAAAAGGUCUACCGUUGUUAAAGAAACCGUACCAUCGACUUCCGCGAAAGCUAAAUCAUUUAAAGAGAUCUUUAAUCCAGCUACAUAUGCUAAUGGAAAUUUUUAUUAUGGACUAUGCGCUCUCAUUUUAUUAUUUUUUAUAUUUUUUCAAUGUUGUAGGUGGCGAAAAACUUUUUGCAACAUUUGUAAGAACUAUUUCCGUAGACGUUUUCCAUCUUGAAAAGUCAGAGGCAUCGUAUCUGAAUACUCUUUUCUGGUUGAGUCUUACGACAGGACGCCUAAUUGGAGCAUUCGUUGCACGGUUUGUGCACGUGCGCACACUUAUUCUUACUCAGACAGUCCUUCAUUUAGCAUCUGUGAUAACUUUGAACAAAUAUGCGUUAACUGGUCCCAAAGUAUUUUGGAUUUUAACAAUACUCGAAGGACUACUUGUUUCACCGUUAUACCCGCUAGGUGUCGCCUACGGAAACACAAUAAUAAAUCUAACUGGUGUUUGCCUAAUGGUUAUAGUAUUUGCGGGAAGUUUUGGUGAUUUGACUUACCUCUGGACCGCAGGAAAGAUGUAUGAUACGUACGGAGCGUCAUCUAUUCUUUAUGGAGCAUGUAUAGCAGCAUGGAUCGUGGUUGUCUGUGUGGUGAUGUUCAGGAUUGCAACAAGAAUAUCAGCUGGAACGUCGGGUAGAAUUUUGAAUGUGUAACAAAAUCAAAGAUGUCAUAUCGUGUCAUAUCAUUGCGAAGAGGGAACCAUUGUUAGCCAAAAUAAUUUAUUGUUCAAAGCCUGUGAUUUUUUUAUGUUUAAGGUAACUAGGUCAGUUGGGUUAAAUUUAUUAACUUUUAAUAUAUUAUAUAUAUAUAUGAUAUAAUUAAUGGUGAAGUUACUCAAUUGUCAGUCAAAGGAAUGCAUAGAAGGUAUAUAUAUGGUUUUGUUUCAGUGUAUGAUCUAAUUGUUCUGUAUUUUAGAUGCACUAGUAGACAUCAUACAUUUUAGUAAUGCAAUGAUAGCAUUUCACAAUUUUUAGGGAUUUAUUGAUAUACUGACAUACUUUACCGUGUAAGGACUUUAAAAUGGGAUCUACAUCAUUAUAUGUAUAUACAUAACAUUUUCCAAAGACGUAAUAUUUAAAUUUUUCUCAGUGAAAGAUAUCAGACACAUUUAUCAUUGUUAGAAAAUAUCUUAUUACAAAAUUUGGUUAAAACCAUUGAAAACAUGAAACAGAAAAACAUGUUCAAAUAUCUUUCAGUCGUGAACACCAGAUUAUUUCCUUUUUUUCAUGCAUCAUAUCUGACUGACAUAUUCCUCUUUUCUUAGUGUCGUAGAGUUUAUAAUAUAAGCCGCGCCAUGUGAAAACAAACAUAGUGGCUUUGCGACCAGCAUGGAUCCAGACCAUCCGCGCAGUCUGGUCAGGAUCCAUGCUGUUCGCUUUCAAAGUCUAUUGCAAUUAGAGAAACUGUUAGCGAACAGCAUGGAUCGUGACCAGACUGGUCUUAAAGCUACUAUGUUGGUUUUCUCAUGGCGCGGCUCAUAUGAAACUAUUUUAGAAGUGGGGCGACGUUAUAAAAAGUCAAAAUGAGUUGGUAUUUGACUUUUAAUGUCUAUAUAUUACAAGUAUGUGCACAUAUGCAUUUUCCUGAAACACGACACAUCACAUUCUCUUGGCUACCUCUUAGUUACGGCGACACGUUUAUGACUUAUAUUGUUCUUACUGGUAUGAAUUCAAAACCCGUUUUUAUAUUAUAUCAUUUGAUACAUUUCCCAUGUCUCACAGGUUUUAAAUGGAUUCUCAGGUACUUUUUAAAGAAAUGUAUCCAUGAUUUUUUAUUCUUAAUUACUCAUUUAGUUACAGGAAACAUACAUUUGCUGUUUUAUUGAAUUUGAUCUUAUGUCUCGAAAACAUGUGAUAAAUUGCCUGAUCAAUGACUUGAGUUAUCUUACUUUUUCAAUGUUAACAGUGAUUUGCAUUUGAAAAGAAAAGUGAAAUAUGACAUUUUUGUAGCAGUUGUCAAGCGUUUUCCUAAACUGGCAUGCGUAGGUCAGCUUAACACGGUAAUGAAAAUUGCAUGCUUACGAAUAAUUGGUCUAAUUUAGGCCUAACUAAGCAUAUUAAUGAAAUAUAGGAAACAUUGAAUCUACAAUAAAAGGAUUUACUUUUAUAUCUAAGUAUCCCUUUAAAGGCAGUUUUCCAACUUUAUAUCGAGUUGCUUUCCUGCUGUUGCAUGUCUUCCAUGACUUAAGUACAAAACGUAUCAAGUCAAUAUUAGGUGUACAUGAGUCGUUGGGCGCUGUGCUCCUUUGACUGUACUUCAAGGAAAGGUAAAAAGACCCUGAGUGACUGUGAUACGUGUAAAGGAAUUGUAGAACUGAAAUUCUGAAGAGUGCCAAGCUACUGUUGCAGAUCCACUGCUGAGAUGGUUUUAUUAUCAUUGAUAUUUUUAUUUAAGGUAUUUUGCUUUAAAUUUAGGGAUUUUUCGUAUAAAUAUCCUGUGUCAUUUUCUAGUCUUAGACUAUGUGCAGCAUAAUGCUUUUUUUCUAAAGGGUCUUUAGAAAUUGUUAAUGUUCUAAUGUUGGUUGACAGGGUAUUUUUGUAUUUUGAAUAGAAAGGCAAUAGAGCAGUUUAUUUUACAAAUAUAUUUUCAGACUUCUGUUCCUUUUUUUGAAACAAAAACGUUUUUGAAUACAUGCAGUUGGAAGAGAAUAUGAAUAUCAUUCAUUUGAUGUUGGAGAUAUUGUUGUUCAGGCAAAUUUCUAACAGAUAUAUUCCCAUUUUCUAUUUAUGAUAUAAUACUAAUAUGUGAUGCCAUUACCAUAUGAAAUUGUAUAUUCAAACAUUCUGCUUUUGAAGUUGAGCUAUGAUAGAAAGUCAAAAUUUAAAUAGGUUAACUAUUGAAACUUGAAUUUUAAUGCUUGCUGAACAUAAAUGUGUGUACAUAUUAAUUUUUAUUUCACCAGAACAUCACAGAAAUUCACUGUCCUGAUCACCAUAUGUGGAAUGCACCAUGAAAAAACCAACAUAGUGCAUUUGCGACCAACAUGGAUCCAGACCAGCCUGCGCAUCGGCGCAGUCUGGUCAGGAUCCAUACUGUUCGCUCUCAAGGCCUAUUACAAUUAGAGAAACCGCUAGCGAACAGCAUGGAUCCUGACCGGACUGCGCGCAUGCGAAGACUGGUCUGGAUCCAUGCUGGUCGCAGAUGCACUAUGUUGGUUUUUUCAUGGUGCGGCUAUUAUGGUGAAUGCCUUACAUUGUUCUUGCAGGGAUGAAUUUAAUAAAUCAGUUUUAUAUGUCACUCACUGGAUAAAGCCCACAUACCGGUAGUCAUCAUCCAAUAUGCUACCUGCUUAACAACAGACAACUUUUCAACAUUUUUUGUGAUGUUUUCAUGUUACUGUCUGCCUUUCUUUCGCUCCACUUGGAGAAAAGGUUAUAAAACUCUUAAAUGACAAUGCUAUGAAAUUGUGGCCAACUUUAGUUUUAGAUAAUUUAUAGCAAUUCACCUCUGAGAUAUUUUUUAUUGAUAUCUUUAUUUAUGGGAUUUUGCUUUAAGUUUAGGGAUUUUUCUUAUGAAUAUCCGUUUAUACUCUUACAUUUUAGGCUGACUAGAUGAAGUAUAAUGGGUCUUUAGAAGUUGUGAAUAUUUUAAUUUUGGUUCACUGUGGUAUUGAUGUUUUUUAAAUAAACAUGUAUGCAAGUAGCAUUUCAGUUUACAGAAAUAUUUUCAGACUCGACACUAUUUAUUAUAUUAUUAUGAAAUACAUGCAAAUUUAAAGGGAAUAUCAUUGUUUGAUGUUGAACAUGUAAUUGUUCAUGUAAAGCUCUUACAUUUUUGUAACUAUCAUAGCACAUGAAAUGCAUUCAGUUAUUCAGGUGGUAUAGUGGUACAAUACCAUAAAAAAAUCAAAAUUUAACUAUGUUAUGUGUUUAGACCUGACAUGAAUAUGUUUACAUUGAAUAACACAUUUGAGCCGCGCCAUAAGAAAAACAACAUAGUGGCUUUGCAACCAGAAUGGAUCCAGACCAGCCUGCACAUCCGCGCAGUCUGGUCAGGAUCCAUGCUGUUCGCUUUCAAAGUCUAUUGCAAGUAGAGAAACUGUUAGCGAACAGCAUGGAUCCUGACCAGACUGUGCAGAUGCGCAGGCUAGUCUGGAUCCAUGCAGGUCGCAAAGCCACUAUGUUGAUUUUCUCAUGGCGCGGCUCAUUAGUUAUUUUAUUUGAAAUUUUAUGAACGUUACUAUAUAUUGUAAUUUUUGGUGUUUAGGCCAUGUACAAUGUACAAGACUGAAUAAAAAUAUUCUGUCCUGUUCUGUUCGUAUUCAUUCCCAACGAAUCAAACAGAUUUAUUCGCUUGGCCGCCGCCUCGGUAGCCUAGUGGUAGAGCGUCCGCUUCGAGUGCGGGAGGUCAUGGGUUCGAUCCCUGGCCGCGUCAUACGAAAGACGUAAAAAAUGGUACUAGUAGCUACCUCGCUUGGCGCUCAGCAUUAAGAGGAUAGUACUAGGACUGAUCAGCCCGGAGUCAGUAUAAUGUGACUGUGUGGAGUACCAUGUCAUGUGUCUAC
Molecule: messenger RNA, 5349 nt
Organism: Mercenaria mercenaria
Lineage: Eukaryota; Metazoa; Mollusca; Bivalvia; Venerida; Veneridae
Product: major facilitator superfamily domain-containing protein 4A-like
Exons: 3
Coding region: 172-1020 (282 amino acids)
Biological process (GO): transmembrane transport
Source: RefSeq, a predicted model, not a curated record